AUGGCCUGGCCCGAGCUGGCACUGUUGUUCAAGGCCGCUCCCAUGGCUGCCAUUUGCCAUAGGGCCUUCACCUGCUCCAUGCACGACGUGAACGUGUCAGUCAGGCCGAGGUUGCUCGAGUUCGUUGACUCGGCUCUUCAGUUCGUCAAUUGCAACAUUCAUAUGUGUGAAGGGCAGGGCUCUGCGGAGUCCCGCCAGCGCUUCGGGCACCUGAUCCCAGCGGCGCGGCUGUCCCUGAUGGAGUCGUUCAUGGCCGCGGAGAGGGGCGUCAACGGCAAGGCGGAGGCCUCGAGGCCGCCCGCCGCGCGGGCGAGGGAGGCGGCCGUGGCCUCCAGGCCCCCGGAGGUGAUGGAGCCCACGCAGGAUUCGCAGCAGGGCACGGCCAAGGUGGAGCACCUCGCCGCGCAGGACGCCCUGUUCGACAAUGACCCCUGGAGGAACGCGAAGGGCGCCGCGGGUCGAUCCGCCGGGGCGCCCUCGGCGCCGCUGGCGCCGCCCCCCUGUCCGAGCGCGCCGCGCCACGGGCCCGCGGGCGGCCUACCGCCGCCGGAGCACAUCCCGCAGAAGGCGCCCCGCGCCGCCGCCGCCGCGCGGCUUGCCCGCCCGCCGAGCAGGCGAGGCAGUCGCCCCUGCUGGUGA
Messenger RNA from Prorocentrum cordatum, 639 nucleotides. NCBI's taxonomy places the organism in Eukaryota, Dinophyceae, Prorocentrales, Prorocentraceae. The record is from the annotation of a GenBank genome assembly.